AUGUGCAUUCGGAGCAUCUUCAUUCUUGUUGCAUUUCUUAUAGUAAUCGCGACAAUCAAUGGCCGGUCUGUGCCGGGUGAUUCUUUUCUGCUAGUUUCAGAUGGCAUUGAUUGCGGCCAUGAUCAGCAUAAUGGGCCUCCUCCUGAUUUGAUUCUUCUCAAAGGAGCAGCGGGUGUUCUGGACGAUGAGGAUGAAGUUUGUGAGCAGAUGUAUGGGUUCUUGCCAUGCUCGUACAGCAUAGCAGGUCACCUGUUCUUGAUACUGGUUUACGAGUAUCUGCUGUUUCAGGGGGAGUCCUUCGUUGCUUCCGGGAGCGAGCAGAUAUUUAAGAUGCUCGGUCCUGGAAUAUUUGGGGCCAGUGCUUUCCAUGUCCUUGGUGCUCUACCGGAGGCCUUAAUACUUCUAGCAUCGGGACUUCUGAACAGCGAAGAGGUGGCACAGGAAUAUGUCGUGACCGGUGUUGGGUUGCUGGCCGGAUCCUCGAUCCUGCUUCUGACAUUGUUAUGGGGAACUUGCGUCCUCCUUGGUAGCAGAAAAUUAUCUGAUGGAAUGGAACCCAACACUUCAGAUUCAAGCAAAUUUUCAUGGAAGAAGUUCUUAUCCUCAAUGAAAGGUAACAUUUCCAGAUUUUCAUCAAGCAUUAACGUCAUCAUGUCAACUUUGUGA
Molecule: messenger RNA, 666 nt
Organism: Eucalyptus grandis
Lineage: Eukaryota; Viridiplantae; Streptophyta; Magnoliopsida; Myrtales; Myrtaceae
Product: sodium/calcium exchanger NCL-like
Exons: 2
Coding region: 1-666 (221 amino acids)
Biological process (GO): intracellular calcium ion homeostasis; calcium ion transmembrane transport
Cellular component (GO): membrane
Molecular function (GO): calcium:proton antiporter activity
Source: RefSeq, a predicted model, not a curated record